UUCCAAGCCUUAAUCUCUCAAUCAUCGUCAUUAUGGCUUCUUCAACCAUUCCAAACACACCCUUAACCUUGGAUUCCCACACCUUUGUUGAUCCCAAAUCACCACUGACGUUAUCCAACUAUCUUAGCUUUUCUUCAUCAAAGCGCCGACAACCUCCAAGUCUUUUCACGGUCGGAGCAAGUGACUCCGAUUUCGAAGCCGCGGUUGUUGCCGGUAAAGUACCGGAAGCACCUCCAGUACCGCCUACACGGGCGUCACCAGCUGGAACCCCAGUCGUUCCUUCACUUCCAAUUCAAAGGUGUCCCCGCCGUAAUAGAAGAUCGCCUGCACUUAGAUCGGCGUUUCAGGAAACAACUCUAUCACCUGCUAAUUUUGUACAUCCACUGUUUAUACAUGAAGGUGAGGAGGAUACCCCUAUUGGGGCUAUGCCUGGAUGCUACAGGUUUGGUUGGAGACACAGACUUUUGGAAGAGGUUGCAAAAGCACGGGAUUUUGGUGUUAACAGUGUUGUGCACUUCCCCAAAAUUCCAGAUGCUUUGAAGACCCCCACAGGAGAUGAAGCAUAUAAUGGAGGUGGUUUAGUGCCUCGGUCUAUACGAUUGCUCAAGGAUAAGUACCCUGAUCUUAUUAUUUACACAGAUGUUGCAUUAGAUCCUUAUUCGUCAGAUGGACAUGAUGGCAUAGUCAGAGAAGACGGAGUUAUUAUGGAUGAUGAGACUGUUCAUCGGCUUUGUAAACAAGUUGUAGCCCAGGCACGGGAGGGAGCAGAUGUUGUCAGCCCCAGUGAUAUGAUGGAUGGUCGGGUAGGAGCUAUGCGAGUAACUCUCGAUGCUGAAGGCUUUCAGCAUGUUUCUAUUAUGUCAUAUACUGCAAAGAUCACCUCUCAACAAUCUCCUUUCAUCUUCGGAAAGCCGCUACUCCAACAACAAACACGAGAAACCUAGGUUUUAAAGGUUUGGAUUGGUGCAGGUUGGACCUUACAAGUUUGGUUUGAGUUUAGAACAUGUUUGUUGCAGGUUCAUAGGUUGCAUCAGUUCUGCAACCAGUUCCUUGUUCUGGUUUAGUAAGUUGACUUGGUGUUGAUUUGUGGUGAUGCCGUUAAUUUGUACUUCUAUCAUGUUAAUCCUAUGUUAAGUUGUUGUACCAAGCAUUGGUUAGUGAAUGUUGGUUAAUUAGAUGAUGCAAAUGUUAAUUGGGAUUGUUAGAUUUAUUGAAUAGGACUGUUAGAUUAACAUGCU
Lathyrus oleraceus (garden pea) is the source of this 1238-nucleotide messenger RNA. RefSeq names its product delta-aminolevulinic acid dehydratase, chloroplastic-like. The record is from RefSeq and is a predicted model, not a curated record. The transcript has a single exon. Gene Ontology annotation, biological process: heme biosynthetic process. NCBI's taxonomy places the organism in Eukaryota, Viridiplantae, Streptophyta, Magnoliopsida, Fabales, Fabaceae. Gene Ontology annotation, molecular function: zinc ion binding; porphobilinogen synthase activity. The coding region runs from base 33 to 944 and encodes 303 amino acids. Gene Ontology annotation, cellular component: cytosol.